UUAUUUUGAAGAGUAAUGACCCGGAAGUUGAAGGAGCGCACGUUGUUUUGAACAUGUCUUCUUCUAAAAUACCCAAGAAAUCCUUGAAUUUUCAGGGGGAGAGCCACAUUAAUUGGAGGAAAAGAAAACCAGAACUUAAAGAAGCUCUCAAACAAAGAAAACAUGCCAAACUGCUCAAAAGGUUGGAGAAAGAAAAACAGAAAGAAGAAGCUCAAAAAGAAAUGGCUGAACAGAACAAAAACAAUAAUGGUCGGCAAUACACGGUGAGCGUGGCUUUACCUGGGUCAGUUUUGGACAAUGCCCAGUCAGCAGAACUUCGCACAUACCUGGCUGGGCAGAUCGCUCGGGCCUGUGUGGUCUUCUGUGUGGAUGAAAUUAUAGUCUUUGAUGAACAAGGGGAAGAUGUAAAGAGUGUGGAAGGUGAAUUCAAAGGAGUUGGAAAGAAAGGACAUGCCUGUAUUCAGCUUGCAAGAAUACUUCAAUACUUAGAAUGCCCUCAAUAUCUCCGCAAGUGGUUCUUUCCUAAACACCAGGAUUUACAAUAUGCAGGAUUACUUAACCCACUAGACAGCCCUCACCACAUGAGGAUAGACGAAGAAUCAGAGUACAGAGAAGGAAUAGUCCUUGACCGGCCAACCAAACAAGGAAAAGGCUCAUUUGUUAACUGUGGAAUGAGAAAAGAUGUUCGCAUUGACAAACCAUUGCAGUCAGGUCUUCGAGUCACAGUACAACUUAAUAAAACCCAGAGUGAAGAAAGCAAAGUGUACAAAGGUAUUGUGGUGGCCCCUCAUGUGCCAAGGACUGAAGGAGGGCUCUACUGGGGUUAUACGGUUCGUCUUGCAUCUUGCCUGAGUGCUGUAUUUACAGAAGGUCCAUACAAGGAUGGAUAUGAUCUUACUAUUGGCACAUCUGAGAGAGGAAGUCACUUGGACCAGACUUCUCUAACACCUUUUAACCAUCUCUUGGUUGUUUUUGGUGGUCUUCAAGGAUUAGAAGCGAGUUUAGAUGCUGACCAAAACUUGGAUGUAACUGACCCCAGUGUUUUAUUUGAUCUCUACCUGAACACAUGUCCUGACCAGGGCAGCAGGACCAUACGAACAGAGGAGGCUAUGUUGAUUUCAAUGGCAGGCCUUAGACCAAAGAUUAUUUCUGCUUUCUCAAAUAAUGCUAAAGAUUCACUAAAUGCACACUGACAAAAUGAAAAUAUUUUUUAAUUCA
Molecule: messenger RNA, 1218 nt
Organism: Periophthalmus magnuspinnatus
Lineage: Eukaryota; Metazoa; Chordata; Actinopteri; Gobiiformes; Gobiidae
Gene: spout1
Product: SPOUT domain containing methyltransferase 1
Exons: 12
Coding region: 54-1193 (379 amino acids)
Biological process (GO): maintenance of centrosome location; miRNA processing
Cellular component (GO): spindle pole centrosome; mitotic spindle; kinetochore
Molecular function (GO): miRNA binding
Source: RefSeq, a predicted model, not a curated record